ACACACACACACACACACACACACACACACACACACACACACACACACAUAUUUUGUGUUAUUUGGUCUUUUUCACUGUUAUUUAACAGUUCACUGUACAUUUUACUAUAGCCUACAAGUCCUGACUACUAGCUAAUGUAUGAUAUUGAUUAAUUGGCUUGAUAAUUCAAUACACAGUAGCUAGCUUUCACGUUAAAAGCGUGGGUGUAUAAGAAUGACUACAGGUUAAGAAUAUGGAUGUAUAAGAAUUAUAAUAAUAGCCUAUACAUCCGUGGUUCCAAGUAAAUGUUCAACCCCUCCCCAUUUAGCCCAACGUGGCACCCGUUGCUUAGCAACGCGAUGUCAACCUCCUUUUCCAAAACACUAAACUCAGAGUCUGGUUCCUGUGGUUGACAGGUAGCUAUGCCCUAAUUAUGAGUCUUAAACGUGUCUAUGAUUAGUAUAAAAUAGAAGUGAGUCAUCAGGAGGAUUUAAGAUUGUUAUGUGUAGGUUAUGAAAGCGUCAUUUGUAAACAAAGCUAGCUUAACUACCUGCCUCGUCAAGCUUAGCUGGCUAAACUAUCAGGUUAGCUUCAUAGUUAUAAGCUCUGUGUAUGACUGGAGUAUAUAAAGCUUGUAAAAUUGAACAGCUGUUAAACGUCUAUCCGCGAUCCAUAAACGCGGUAUAGACACAGGCAAUUUCUCAUUAGGCAACAGAAUGGGGAAGAAAGGGAAGAAAGAGAGCGAAACGCCAUGCAAAGAGACGUUCGAUCCACUGCCUGUUGAGGGGAAAACCCCAGCAACAGUGGUACUUCUGCUGAGCUCUCCAGAGGAGGAUAUUCUGAUCAAAGCUUGUGAAGCGAUCCACACAUUUGCAGAGAAGGGAGAUGAAAACAAGGUUUCUCUGCUGGGACUUGGGGCAUUGCAGCCUCUUUGUCAGCUCAUCACUCACAGCAAUAAACUGGUCAGACGCAAUGCCUUCAUGGCCCUGGGCAUCAUGGCCGCCAACAGUGAUGUAAAGACUGCCCUGAAGAAAAUAGAUGUCAUUCCAUCAAUCAUUGACAAACUGUCACUUGAAGAAGAUACUGUUGUCCAUGAGUUUGCAACACUGUGCUUGGCCUCUCUGUCGGUGGAUUUCAUCUGUAAGGUCAAGAUCUUUGACAACAAAGGUUUGCCACCUCUAAUCCCGCUGCUUUCCAGUCCAGACCCAGAUGUUCAGAAGAACUCACUUGAGAUUAUCUUCAACCUGGUUCAGGACUACCAAAGUCGCCUGGCAGUGCAUGAGUUGGGUGGGAUCCCUCCACUUCUGGAACUGUUGAAGUCUGACUUUCUGGCCAUUCAGCAUUUGGCUUUAAAGACACUGCAGAAUAUCACCACUGAUAAAGAUACACGAAACACCUUCAGGGAAGAGCAGGGAUUUGAGAAACUCAUGGAUAUCCUUGAGAACAAGGACUUCACUGACCUUCAUGCUGAGGCCUUACAGGUUGUUGCUAACUGUCUAAGUGACAGUGAGAGUUUCCAGCUGAUAAACAAGGGAGGAGGACUGACUCGGCUGAUGGAGUUUGUUCUCACUCCCACUGCUCCUGAAAUCCAGUCCAACACUGUUAAAUGCAUUGCCAGAGUUGCUCAGAGCUCGGAGAAUCGCAAACUGCUCCAUGAGCAGGAUGUCGAAAAGGUUCUGGUAGAGCUUCUGUCUGUGGUGAACGACAGCGUGAAAACAGCUACCUGCCAUGCUGUGGCUGCCAUGAGCUUCCACCUUGCCAGCAAAGACAGCUUCAGAGAGCUGGGUGGUUUCCCUGCAGUGGUACAGUCGCUGGGCAGUGAGAGUUUGACGUUGAGAGAGGCUGCAACCCAGGCCCUCUCUAACCUUACACACAACAACCAGCUCAACACCUUUGCAGUGUACGAGGCAGGAGGCCAUGAGUUCCUUGUCCAGCAGCUCCAUGACAGCUGUCCCAGGACAGUGGCCAAUGCUGCGGCCACACUUGGCAACAUGGCAGGACAGGAAGUCAUCCGUUGCAGCAUCUUGUCAUAUGGAGCAAUACAGGCGCUAGUUGAGCCCUUAAAAUCCACAGAUACACAGGUCCUGGUCAACACCACGCUGUGCCUAGCUGUGCUGGCGUGUGAUAUGGAUGCUAGGGCAGAGUUACAAAGUGCUGGAGGUCUUCACCCACUGGUCAAUUUGCUGCGCUCCCAUCACAAGAAGGUGUUGUACAACACAUGUUUGGCAGUCAAUGUCUGUGCAAGUGAUGAACCCAGUGCUGUGGAGAUGUGCAAAUAUGGAGCCCUGGAAAUGCUUCAGGAAAUCAAUCAGUCUGUGAAUCGUAGGAGCAGAUUCAGUGAGUUGGCCAUGAUCAGUCUGCUUAACUCCAACCUGUCUCUGAAAUACAGCCUGACAGGCUCUUUGGCCUCCAGUGACAUUAUUACUGAUGGCUUCUAUGACACAGGAAAGGCUCGUUCAGGUCAGAGGGUUUUGACUUUAGAGGAGCUGUCCAAGCAACCAGUCAACCAACACCGGCCCAUUAUCGCUGUUAAUACAGCAUCAGAUGAGACAGGAGAUGUGCCAGAAGAAAGGCAGAGCAACUCAUCAGAAACAGACAUUAGCAGCAAGGGAGGACGCAGGACACCAAGGAGGAGGAAGGAGGAUGACAAACAGAAAGAUGAGGCCCAGCCAGAGUCUCCCACAGAGAAACUGUGGAAAAUGAUGGAUGACAUCCCACUGCAGAAUCUAGUUAAAGAGGCCAAAGAAUCCAUCCUUCCACUGAAUGAUGAAUGGGAGCAGUAUGCUGCCUUGGCCAGGCUGGUAAGCAGAGUCAUGGGCGGAGCAGUGGAGAUUGAAAAGCUACACGAAUUCCCAUGGGAGCUGCACCUCAGUGAGCUCAAGUUUGAGUUUCAGUCUAAUGUUAUUCCAAUUGGCAUGAUUGGCAAGGGGAUCUACUGUCACAGGGCGCUUCUCUUCAAGUGUCUGGCUGAUUGCAUUGGAAUGAGCUGUAGCCUUGUCAGGGGUGACUACAACCGGGCUUGGAAUGAGAUACUCCUCUUCAAAGGGAAUCCCUCCAGCAAUGAGCACUCAUCACAACCCUGCCGCUUAAUAGUAGACCUCAUGCACCAACCUGGAAACCUGCUGAAAGCCAAAACUGCUGCUGCUGUACAGUAUCAAACUAUAUAGAUCAACACAGUAGUUCAUAAAUAGUACAUAAUCUGACACCGUACUUAGAUUCAUUGUUGAGAAUGUAUUUGUAUUGUAUGUGUAUUUACUAAGCUUCUGUAAUAAACACAUAAUUUAAUCAUAGUUAUUCCACUGAGGAUUCACAAUAUGUUGUAACUACAGAGCCAAGUCAGAUGGAACAAAUAGUACUUCAGGCCAAAUAUACAAGUUAGAGCAGGUAGUCUAAACUGCUACUUUUCAUUAUCGGUUAAUCUGUCAAUUAUUUGAUUAAUCAAUUGGUUGUUUGAUCCAUUAACUCUCAGAAAAUGAUGAAAAAUGUUGAUUACUGUUUCCCAAGAUGACAUCUUCAAAUGUUAAGUUUUGUUCUGACCAACAGUCCACAACCCAAACAUGCUAAAAAUCACUGUUUUAUGUAGUUUGGAUCAAUAUUAAGCACCAAUGCAACAUAGGGUUAACUUUAUUCAAUAGCAAUCUGUUAUUUUGACCCAGUGUUACACACAACAAGCUUUAGAAAAAAACUGUAACAAUGUAUUGUUUAUUAUGCAAAAAUGUGUAUUUGACAUUCAAAAAAUAAACAAGUUAUUCACAAACAAUAACAAAAUGUGGCUUACAAGUUUAAAGAGUAGGGUAGAUUAUAACAAGUGGGUAAAUAACCCAACAAUAGAAUAAAAAAUAAAUAUCGCUACAACUGGAUAAAAACAACUCCUUGUUUUGAUUGGUUUUCUGGGUCACGCUAAUCCAGUAUUGUAGGCAUUAUCAACCCAAAUUGGUUACCUACAUUUUGAGCCAUAGAUUUUAAGUGUGAAUAUAUUCCGUUUAUUGUCAUAGAAAACUAAAGAAACUAUAAAAUAUUCACAUUUGAGAGGCUGGAAUCAGAGGAUCUUCUUUCUUCUUCCUCUUAUGAAAUUACUCAAAACAAUUAAUUGAUUGUCAAAAUAGUUCCCGAAUAAUUCAAUAGUUAAUCGACUAAUUGGUGCAGCUGUGGUGUAAACUUGUAGUUUGUGCCUAAACUGAGGUCAUCACAUUGCAGGAGACCCUACCAUCUCUGAUGUAUUUUAAGGUUAUCGCACCUUAUUAAUGACUU
Molecule: messenger RNA, 4231 nt
Organism: Scomber japonicus (chub mackerel)
Lineage: Eukaryota; Metazoa; Chordata; Actinopteri; Scombriformes; Scombridae
Gene: armc3
Product: armadillo repeat containing 3
Exons: 17
Coding region: 697-3147 (816 amino acids)
Molecular function (GO): protein binding
Source: RefSeq, a predicted model, not a curated record